AUGGGCGACAUGGCCAAUAGUUCCAUCGAGUUCCACCCCAAGCCCCAGCAGCAGCGGGAUGCCCCCCACGCUGGAGGCUUUGGGUGCACGCUGGCAGAGCUGCGUGCCCUCAUGGAGCUGCGAGGGGCCGAGGCACUGCAGAAGAUCGAGGAGGCCUAUGGAGAUGUCAGCGGGCUCUGCCGGAGGCUGAAGACCUCACCCACAGAGGGCCUGGCAGACAACACCAAUGACCUGGAGAAGCGCAGGCAGAUCUACGGGCAGAACUUCAUCCCCCCCAAACAACCCAAGACCUUCCUGCAGCUGGUGUGGGAGGCCCUGCAGGACGUGACCCUCAUCAUCCUGGAGGUGGCUGCCAUCGUGUCUCUGGGCCUCUCGUUCUAUGCGCCGCCGGGAGAGGAGAGUGAAGCCUGCGGGAAUGUGUCAGGAGGCACAGAAGAUGAGGGUGAGGCCGAGGCUGGCUGGAUAGAAGGGGCUGCCAUCCUGCUGUCUGUCAUCUGUGUGGUGCUGGUCACAGCCUUCAAUGACUGGAGCAAGGAGAAGCAGUUUCGAGGCCUGCAGAGCCGAAUUGAGCAGGAGCAGAAGUUCACAGUCAUCCGGAACGGGCAGCUCCUGCAGGUCCCCGUGGCUGCGCUGGUGGUGGGGGACAUUGCCCAGGUCAAGUACGGUGACUUGCUGCCAGCCGACGGCGUGCUCAUCCAGGCCAAUGACCUCAAGAUCGACGAGAGCUCCCUGACGGGCGAGUCUGACCAUGUGCGCAAGUCAGCCGACAAAGAUCCCAUGCUGCUGUCAGGCACCCAUGUCAUGGAAGGUUCUGGAAGAAUGGUGGUGACCGCCGUUGGCGUGAACUCACAGACAGGCAUCAUCUUCACGCUGCUUGGAGCUGGCGGAGAGGAGGAAGAGAAGAAAGAUAAGAAAG
This is a messenger RNA of Piliocolobus tephrosceles (Ugandan red Colobus), 916 nucleotides long. Its product is annotated as plasma membrane calcium-transporting ATPase 3-like. Gene Ontology annotation, cellular component: plasma membrane; intracellular membrane-bounded organelle. Lineage: Eukaryota; Metazoa; Chordata; Mammalia; Primates; Cercopithecidae. The record is from RefSeq and is a predicted model, not a curated record. Gene Ontology annotation, biological process: regulation of cytosolic calcium ion concentration. The transcript has 5 exons. The annotation marks the transcript as partial. Gene Ontology annotation, molecular function: ATP hydrolysis activity; PDZ domain binding; ATP binding.